AUGUCACUACCCCCGUUCAAAAGAAUUCUGAGGAAAUGUCACAGUGGACAACAAACGACGGUAACAAUUCCACCUACCAAUUUUGCAUCGUUCACAGAAAUCUCGGAGGAACCGUGCCAAUCAACUCUCUCAUUCAGCGACGUAAGACACCAAGUAAUCCCGUCGAGAGAUAGUUUCACGUUUAACAAAAAGUCAGAUCAAUUAUGUCAAAAAGACCCCCCAGAUCACCCGACAGAAUGCCAAGCCAUCUCUAUGGAGGAGGAAGAUGUACCGCUCUUUCGAAAAAAUCUACGAAAAGCACUAGACAUGGAGUUUAUCGCGGCGGCCACGAAACGUGAUCGAAACCUUCAGCCUCUGAUCAAUAUGAUACGACAACAAAAGUGGGAUCAGAUCAAAGCCUGCUACGGACCCUACUUUUACAAUGUGCGCGACCGUUUGUCUGUCCGUAACAACGUCUUACUCUAUGAUGACAGAGUAGCAAUACCAAAGCAGUUAAGGCAAAUCAUCCUAGAUUCGAUCCAUCUAACUCACCCGGGACAAGGCGGCAUGCUGGAAGCUGCCAAGCACAUUUGGUAUCCAUAUCUCCAUAGAGAUAUAGUUACAUCAGCGCAGAGUUGCAAGGAGUGCCGCGCUAAAGUUAAAAAGAUACUCAAAAAGUCUGCCCUCACGCCCGAGGCAAUUUGGAAUAGGGACACCAAUAGUGAGGACAAACUGAGCGUGGUCUACAAGAGUAACUAUCUUCCCGAACCUCCCUGUGAACCAGCGGGACCAUCUACACAAGCGGUUCGAAGUAAGACUCCAGGACCAGCAAAAACUAGCCAGAUGGAAAUAGUGAAAAAGAAGCAGGUGACACUUUCGGACACUGACGAGGACGAGGAGUUCGACCAAGCUCUGCUGAAAAAAUUCCCAAUAGGUGCACUAGAGGAGGAUGGAGGAGAGAUAGAGGAAGAGGAUGGUGGCAAGGAUGAUGGGGAUGGGGAGGGGGAGGGGGAGGGGGGAGAAGUGAGGACGAGGAUGAGUGUGCAGAAGACUCUCAAGUCUCUCAUCUCCGAGUCCACAGCACACGGUAUUGCAUCCACUGUCUCCUCCAACAGCACACGAUCCCUGUUCUGGCUGCUGGUGUUCAUGGUGUGUGCGGCUCUGUUCUCGAAACAGUCGUUCACUCUGGUGGCCCAGUACCUCUCCUUCGGGAAGACAGUGAGUGUGUCGAUGGUGCCCGACCCCUCCUACCAAUUCCCCAAGGUCACCCUCUGCAGCCACAACAUGGUCAACAUGCCACACACAAACAACAACAAUGCACACAACCACCACACACAAGGCAACCGCACAAAUGAUCCACUGGAUAACUCGUAUACGAAGCUGGAUUUUCUGACCAACAUUGCCGCUUGGGACAUCUACUUCCACUAUUGCAAACAACUUCUGGAAGAGAACGCACAUUGGACCCAGAGCAUGUCACUGACCCCUGGUCUGAUAAACACAUUCAUGAAAUGCUACCAGCCCGACAGCGAAAUUAGCCGAUUCUCCCACACCCUGGACUUCGAGCCGAUAGCGUGCAACCAUCUUUUCACCGGAGAAGCGCAGAGCUCAUCAGACGACUACUACUCUGCCUACUUCUCCGAGUAUGAGCCCUACACUUAUGACUACUACUCGCUCUACAGGAGCUCCUUCUCCUCCUACUUCAACAUCUCCCAGAGUGAGGAGAACGACAUACUCCACUGCAUUGGGCAGAACGACAAGGCCGUUCGGCUCAGCAUGUCUUCGUCUGUGUGGACGGAGUCCUACCUGACUGCUUCUGCGGAAGACUACAGCGACGUGAUCGAACUGUAUCGCACAGCCGAUUUGGACUCCAUAGCCUCACAUGGCCUACAAUUGGACACUUUCCUGGUGGAGUGUCACUACAAGUUACUACCUUGUGAUCACACCAACUUUGUGAGGCAGCAGACAGACUCAUAUGGCAACUGCUUCACCUUCACAGCCCCCAGAGACAGGUUCCUCCCACCAGGCACAUUCCCCUCCUACAAUAAAGGUUUGGCACUGACUGUGCGCAUAGCGAAUGAGGAGAACGCGGAGUUGCUGACGUCAUCGAGUGGGAUCAAGAUAGCAGUGCAUGACCACUCAGUGUCUCACGGGGUCAUAGAGGACGAGGGGGUGUCCGCCUCACUCGGCACAGAGUCCAUGAUACAAUUCAGCAAGAAGGUUCUAAAGAGGGGCGUGGAGGAGAACAUGGAGUGUAUCAAAGAGUGGCCAUCAGAAGUGGGCGUGUUCAAGACAAUCAGCUACGACAGAAAGCUGUGUCGUUCGUUCUGCCUUGAGCACCAGUUGGUGGGUGCGUGCAACUGUACCCUUUCUCUCCUCUACCACCACUACCACCCCAGAGUCUCAUUCUGCCAACUACUACUCAACAAAGACAC
Molecule: messenger RNA, 2411 nt
Organism: Symsagittifera roscoffensis
Lineage: Eukaryota; Metazoa; Xenacoelomorpha; Acoela; Convolutidae
Biological process (GO): sodium ion transmembrane transport
Cellular component (GO): plasma membrane
Molecular function (GO): ligand-gated sodium channel activity
Source: RefSeq, a predicted model, not a curated record